This is a messenger RNA of Loa loa (African eye worm), 633 nucleotides long. RefSeq lists its product as hypothetical. The transcript has 3 exons. The record is from RefSeq and is a predicted model, not a curated record. Bases 16 to 633 code for a protein of 205 amino acids. Lineage: Eukaryota; Metazoa; Nematoda; Chromadorea; Rhabditida; Onchocercidae.
AGGAACUAUCACGAAAUGAGCUUGGAUGCGAAUUUUUUACGGUUAGUAGAAGUUCGGCAAAAUGAUGAUCAUACGAGUUCGUUGUGGACAAGAGGAAAACUUGAGCCUGGUUUACUGAUUGGUGUCCUUGACAAGGGAGGAGAAAAUGAUGCCAAUGCGUUGUUGUUACUCAAUUUGAUCCGUCCAUUGUCAAAUUCUGAAAAUAAUUUCAACAUACUGGUGCGAUCAGUUCACCAAAAAAUAUGCUUGCAAACGUCUCGUGAAAUUGAAGUAAACGAACGUUUGAUAGCAGAUCGACGGAUCGAGAUUGAGCAACAUUUGCAUGAUAGUGGCAAUGGUAAUGAUGGUGAUGAUGACGAUGACAAUAUGGUGGCCGAGGAUUGCUUACAUAUACAAAGGCGUAGCUCACAGAAUCCUAUCUCUUCGUCCAUCUCCUUGCCACCAUCACCAUCAUCAUCAGCAUCAUCAUCAUUAUCGUCAUCGCCAGAAUCGUCGUCCAGUGCAUCCAGAACAACAGAAACAGCUAUAGCACAUCCUGUUACAACUAAUACUUCUAGUAGUACAGCUAAUAUCACCACUAACAGCACUGUUCUACAACAACUACGACAACAGCAACAAUAUCCAGAAAGGUAA